Molecule: messenger RNA, 3893 nt
Organism: Aaosphaeria arxii CBS 175.79
Lineage: Eukaryota; Fungi; Ascomycota; Dothideomycetes; Pleosporales
Product: TPR-like protein
Exons: 2
Coding region: 1-3813 (1270 amino acids)
Biological process (GO): transcription by RNA polymerase III
Cellular component (GO): transcription factor TFIIIC complex
Molecular function (GO): protein binding
Source: RefSeq, a predicted model, not a curated record
AUGGAUCCCGCAGAAGCACCUGACGCGGCAUGGUUGCAGCGACAUUCGCGCUAUUUCCGAUCCUCGAUAGGGGACACUCCAGUUGGCCAUUCCGAUGUAUCAGUUGCAAACUCCAUCGUCGUGGAACAGCCGAACAGCGCCACCGGAAGGACUUUGCUAGCUAAUCAACAGUUCCCCGAUAGUCGAUCACAUGGCGACUCACUACAUGGAUCCUACCACUCACCCUAUACUUACCCCUCUGGAACUAUAGAUCCCAGUCACCUCAAUGCCCAUUUCUUGCAUACAAGGCUUCGCUCAUUCAUCCAUGACGGUUUCACAGCUAAUAGCCCCAUCGUCCACGAAGGUUUCAUUCCUGCCCCUGGUCACGAAAAUGAUGAUGAUUUUGACGACCUCAAUUCGUCUCUAGCCACCGGCUAUCGGAAUUCCUUGUUGCAGAAAUACGAUGAUCAAGAUAGCAGUGAUGAAGACGAAGCAGACUUAGAGGCACAGGAGGAGCGCCUGAUGCGAGAAAUUGAACGCAAGAAUGAUAAUCCAGAAAUUGAUCAGGACUACGCAACAUCUGAUGCUGACGAUCAAGAGGACGAUUUCGACGAAGUGCUACCCGAGGAAGAAUCCCCUGAAGAAGAUGAAGAAGCUGAAGAAGAGGAUGAUGUUGAGGAUGAGAACUGGGCAUCUCGGGCACGAACCACAGGAAGUAGGGGCAGGGGCAGAGGUCGCGGACGGGGCCGAGGACGGGGCCGAGGUAGAUCUGCGAUUAGGGGCAGGGGCGGUUCCCGUGGUUCUACACUCACAGGUGAUGGGGAUCGAGAGGUCGGGAGGAAAAGAGGCAAAGAGAAAGGAAGACGGGGCCCUCGAGCGAUUGCGGACCCUGGACCAGAAUUCAAAGAUUUACAGAGACGGGCAAACGAUGCGUAUCUAUCCAAAGAUUACGAGGAAGCAAUCAAGUGUGUGAACAAAGCGAUUCAAUUGAACCCCGAGAUCUUUGCUGCUCACAGCCUACUCGCCGAAAUCUACCAUGAUAUGGGCAAUGGGCAAAAAGAACUUGAAGCGCUAAUCGUGGGUGCACCAACGAAACGAGACAAAGAUUUAUGGCUUCACAUUAUCGAUCGUAUCAAGGCGAUUGACCCAGAGGAGUACCCAAAAUACGAUACUGUCACCAAAACAGCACUAGUGCUCGAGUGUCUACGACAAAUUAUUCUCCUCGAUACAGAUAAUUACGACGCACGUCAACAGAAACUAGAAAUUGAGGCUCAGCUGAACCAUGUUUCCAGGGCCGUAAAGCUCUGCCGAAAGAUGCUUACCAUGCGUCCAUCUGACGAUGAAGUUUUGAAGAUGAUGGCUAGCUUGGGCACCUCAUCCGCGAAACAAACGCGAAUUCACCUACAAAGGAUCAUCACAACGUUUGAAACCUCUAUUGCGUAUUUUUUGUCUCACGACGAGCCACAUUCUAGUAAUAUGGAUUGGUCAUUGCUCAAUGUUUAUUUGGAUUUACUGGAUAAAUCUGGCGCGUUCGAUCGUGGCUUAGCGCGAUCGAAAACGUUAUCCCGAUGGAUCCAAGGUAGAGAAUCUGAGACGUAUUGGGAUGACCAGUUGGAUGAUCGAGAGUUUGACCUUGGGGACACCCCGAGACGCGUUGCUGUUGCCGCCUUCACUAGCUCGUCUGCUACUGGCAGGUACGGCGACACACUGCCGUUAGAGAUAAGAGUAAAAAUGGGGUUGUUCCGGUUGAAGCGUGAUCCGCCUGAUUUAUCGGAGGCGUUGCAUCACUUCCGAAUGCUUGAACCUGAUGAUAAUGGACCACACUCCUUUCUAUUCGACUAUCCCGACCUUUUCCGCGACGUUGCGGGAGCACUUCAUGCAUCUGGACACGAUAACCAGGCUCUGCAAUUCUAUGAGCCUGUCUAUGAUAAAUUAUUCGAGGAAAUGAGGCUGAAGGAUUUCAUUGGAAUGUAUAGCUCCUACAGGAACCUGCAACUGGUCGAUAGAUCAGAUGAAAUGUUACCGAUUUUCGACAACUGGAGGCCCGAUUCGCUUGAGGAACUGGCUGUGCUAGCGAAGUUCUUCGAGGACAAUGACAUGGACGAUGCUGCAUUCAGACGAGCCGAGACUGUAUACAAGAGCGGUGGUGCCCAUUUACUUCGAAGGAUCGGGUUUGAGGGUCUACCAGAUCUCCAGGAGUACCUUUUCCAGGAGAGAAAGAAAGCCCGAGGGAAGCAUGGUACAAGGAGAACCCGAGUUACAAAGCAUUUGCGCCACCUGAAGAUUGCCACGAAAGAUAUAGAUGAGUCAGAAGAUGAGCAUGUCGACCAAAUACCUUCCUUGGGGCCAAUGACACAACGGCCGGACACCGGCUUGUUCCGCGUGAAGAAUCGGAUGCCAGGACGUCAUCUGAAAGCGUUUCUACCAGAUGAAAUUCCCGGCACAGGUGUACCUAAUGAUGCUAUUAACCAUCGGCUUUUCAGACGAAAACUAAACAACCUAGCUAGCGAGUUUCCGGAGGAGCUGAAGGCAACAAGAGCGCAACAUAGAGACAUCGUCGCCAGCUUUGAACGACUGAAAGUCCUCUCGAGCGAGGCAGAGCGUGGGUCAGAGGAAGCAGUAAAUGAGUAUAUUUCUGUCGCUCGCGAACUCAUCGAGGAAUUUUCCACGUUUGACUUAUUCUACUACGAUAAAAAACAUGAGUUCACAGGGUAUUUUCGACCAAAGAUUGACGGAGACAUAUGGAAGGAUUCUGCGCUAAUGGUGCUUGCUGUGAUUGCAAACAAGGUGGAAGACGGGGAAGAGGAGCCCGAAAUCACACAAAAGCCAGAUCGUACGCCAGAGCAUUUCUAUGGUGUCCAUUUUGACACCUGGUUCGAAACUUUCGCCCAGUACGCUGUUCUUAUGGCCCAAAGGGGCGACGAACAUCGAUGCUACAGUACUAUCGAGUUAGCGAGUCAGUCCAAUGUGUUUACUCGAAAGAUUUACCAGCACCGGCUCCACGUUUGCCAACUUGCCUGUGCCCUUUUCCUCCAAGACUCGUUGAAGGCAUGCUCCGCAACCCGCUGGCUCAUGCGUGCAUAUCCCUUUAGUACCGAUCUCUUCAGGAUCUACGGUAGCGUCAACCGUAUGUGUUCUGCUCCAGAAGGAUUUUCCACCGGCGCAUCACUCAAAUUCUUCAUGCGAUACGUUAAGACCAUGGACUAUGCGAUACUUGAUCCUGAACAACGAACGACCUUCAACUUUCGAGGUGGCGACCAUGCCAACAACACGAAAAACACAGUGUCUUCUGAAUUCGUUGAUUUUGCGAAAGACCACGACCCGGCCUUAUUUGCACUGUACGGACAUGUCCUCACGUGCGGAGGUGGCUACUUAGCUGCCCUUAAUUGCUACUUUCGGGCAUAUGCUCUUACUCCAGAAGAUCCACUGCUCAACCUAUCCAUUGGCGUCGCGUACAUUCAGCACGCGAUGAAACGGUUGUCGGAGAAUCGGCAAUUUCAGAUCCAACAAGGUCUCUCAUUCGUCUACAAGUAUUAUGAAUUACGCACCAAAAGCACAAAUAGAAAGCACUACUCGGAAGCGGCUUUCAAUGUUGGCAGAGUUUGGCAUAGCCUAGGACUUAUAACCCAAGCGCUACAAUACUACAAGUUGUGUAUUGAGUCUAACAUUGGCAGCCAGGAGACGGGAAUUGUAUCAGACGAAUAUGCACAGCCCAAGCAGAGAACAGAUGAUUUUACUGCAGAGGCAGCGUUUGCCAUUCAAACCAUCUAUUCAUUGAGUGGCAACUUUGCUGCAGCAAAGGAAGUCACAGAGCGCACACUAGUCAUUGAGUGAAGCCUCACCGUUGGUUCAGCUGAUAAAUGGCCCAUCCACACCUGACACCUCGCGAUGGUCAUCCAGUUACUCAAUUCAAU